AUGCUUAUCGACACCGGAUCAUCCUUAACACUUAUUAAUUCAUAUUUGUUAUCACAAUUUGAUGCACACAUUCGAAAAUAUCUUCGCCCACCACCGAAAAAUAUUCAGCUCCAAUUAGCCGACAAAUCACCGUUAUAUAUCAAUCACACAUUAAGAGUUCCAAUUACUAUUGAUAAUAUCACACAUUAUUAUACCGUUUAUGUUGUCCCUCGACUAGGACGCCGUUGUAUAAUCGGAAACAAUUUUAUCAAACAGAAAAACCUACAAAUUGAUGGGGGACAACAGCUCGUAUAUUAUAAACGACCUAUGUUAACAAGAAAUCAUCACGGACAAUCAUCUACUAGUGAAACUGAAAAAAUUAACCAAACUCAACUAACUAUCAACAACACUGAAAACGCUGAACAAACACAGCAAUUUACCAACGAAACGGAAAAUACUGAUGAAACACAACCAAUGAAUAAUAAAUUAUCUCAAGUCAACGAAGCUGAAUACAUAUUAUACGCUAUUGAACAGAUGACAAUUCCACCCUAUCACGUAUGCAAUGUUCAGGUAAAACCGACUGUCCCAUUUGCUUCCACAGAAGACAAUGAAAACGACGAAUAUGAACUCGGCACUUAUAGUCGUAAUAAUAGAGCACAUCAGAAAACACCACUCGUCGCAAAUGGAAUUAUCUCACCAAAAGAACAUCUUCAAAUUCAAACAGCAAAUCUAUCCAAAGCGACAAUCAUCAUUUCAGCGGGUCAAAAACUUGCAACUAUGUCACGAAUGAAUCCGCAACAAUUAUAUGCUAUUAAUCAUCUGACAACAGCUAAUAACAAACAAGCAACAACGAUAAAUGAAACUAAACACAAUGUUGACCUUUCUAAUACCGAUUUGACUAACGACCAAAAAGAAAAAUUAGAAGAACUAUUAGAAAAGUAUCCGGACGUAUUUACGAACAAACCAGGAAAAACAACAAAAUUAAAACACGAGAUACAUAUUAAAGAAGGCACUCGACCAAUUAAUGCGCCACCUUAUCGAUGCGCUCCAAACAGACGACAGAUUAUAGAAGAUAAUAUUACCGAAAUGCUUAAAGAAAAAAUAAUUACUCCAUCUAAUAGCCCAUGGGCAUCUCCCGUCGUAUUAGCACCCAAAAAAGACGGCUCGCUACGUUUUUGCAUUGAUUAUCGCAAACUCAACGCUGUUACAGUUAGAGAUGCUUAUCCUAUUCCAAGAGUCGACGACACACUUGAUGCUCUCGACGAAGCAAAAUUUAUUUCUACACUCGAUCUUCGAUCAGGAUAUUGGCAAGUAGAAAUGGAUCCCGAAAGCCAAGCAAUGACGGCAUUUAUUAGCCACAAAGGCCUCUAUGAAUUCAAAGUAAUGCCAUAUGGAUUAACGAACGCACCUGCUACGUUUCAACGCCUGAUGGAUAUUGUUCUUGCCGGCCUUAAAUGGAAAUCGUGUCUCGUAUAUAUCGAUGAUGUUAUUAUAUACUCAUCCAAUUUUAAUCAACAUAUUAAUGAUUUAACAGAAGUAUUUGAUGCAUUACGAAACGCCAACUUAACGUUAAAAGCAUCUAAAUGUCAUUUUUGCCGUAAUGAAAUUAAAUAUUUAGGUCAUAUCAUAACCAAACAAGGGAUUAAACCUGAUCCAGACCUUAUUGCAUCUGUAACAAAAUUUCCAAGACCACAAAAACUCAAAGACGUACAAGCAUUUCUUGGUCUAACUGGUUAUUAUCGGCGAUUUAUACAAAAUUAUGCCAAAAUAGCAGAACCAUUGCUCAAACAAAUUCGUCAUCACAAGAAUACAAAAAAUACAAAUUAUCACAUAACAUGGAAUGAUGAAUGUGAACAAGCAUUUGAAAUAUUAAAACAAAAAUUAAUUUGUAAUCCAAUUAUGAAUACACCAAAUUUUCAACAACCAUUCAUUCUCGAAUUAGAUGCUUGUGCAUAUGGUCUAGGUGCUGUUCUUGCCCAAGAAUAUGAUAAUAAAAAAUUCGUUAUUGCAUAUGCAAGCCGGACAUUAUCAUCAGCUGAACGCAACUAUAGUGCUACAGAACGAGAAGCCCUUGCAAUAGUUUGGGCAACAAAACAUUAUCGUCCUUACAUCGAAGGAAUGGAAAUAAUUGUUCGGAGUGAUUGUCAAGCCCUUCAAUGGCUCAAAGAAGCAAAAGACAUUACUGGUCGUUUAGCCCGAUGGGCAAUGCAUCUUGCAGCAUUUCAAAUUAAAGAAAUAAAAUACAAACCAGGCACUGCCAAUACCAAUUCAGAUUCGUUAUCUAGAUAUCCUCAAGAAUCAACAUCGAACAACUACGAUGAAAUUACAGAAAUUCAAGCAGUUAUUAAUAUUUGGGAAAAUACAAAUAUGUUAGAUAACAUUAGACAAGAACAACAAAACGAUACAAAAUUAAAAUCUAUUAUUGACGAUCUUCGAGCAAGUGGUACACCAACAUUUAGUCCAGUACGUUCACCAUACGUACUCGUCAAUGAUCUAUUAUAUAAAAUUCGCAACACUAUUAAAAAUCAAGAUCAUCGAAUUAUUAGUAAUAAACAUCUUCUCGUUAUUCCGGCGUCAAUGAGAAAGAAACUUAUUGAAUGGGCCCAUGAUCAUCCAAUGGCUGGACAUGCAGGUCGAACAAAGACGAUACACCGAUUAUCAUCACGAGUGUUUUGGCCAGCACUUCGAAAAGACGUUUAUAAAUACGUUCAAGGAUGCAUCUCAUGCCAACAGUUUAAAUACAAUACUCAGCCACUAUCAAUGCCAAUGCAACUGCACAUGGUAACAGAACCAUGGCACACAAUAGGUGUUGACAUUAUGGGACCGUUUCCGAUUACACAAAGACAAAAACAAUAUUUACUUGUAGUCGUCGAUUAUUUCACCCGAUGGGUAGAAUUAUUUCCGUUACGAACAACAACUUCCAACACGAUUGCAAACGUAUUAGUAGAUCAAGUAUUUUGUCGAUAUGGAACACCUUUCUUUAUUUUAUCCGAUAAUGGACCUCAAUUCAUUGCAGAAUUAUUUUCAGAAGUAUUGAAAUCACUUCGUAUGGGACACAAAUUAACCGCCAAUUAUCAUCCCCAAACGAACAUGACUGAACGAGUGAAUCGAACUCUUAAACAACAGAUACGUAUUUAUGCCCAACAAAAUCACAAAGCAUGGGAUGCAGAAAUUCAAAAAUUAGCCUUCGCAAUUCGAACUUCAGUUAAUGAGACAACCGGUGAAACACCAGCAUUCCUGAACUUUGGUAGAGAUCUUAAAGUCCCACUAGAUUUACUCUACGGCGAACCAGUACAAAAUUCGACAUCAAAUUUGCCAGAUAACAAGUUAAUUCAACAUUACAAACGCAAUCUGACUGAAACUUUACAAACAGCAUUUCGAAUAGUUCGCGAAUAUGCUGAAAUACAAAAAUUAAAACAAAAAAGUCAAUACGACCGUCAUACUACGAAUAGACAAUUUGACGUUGGUCAACACGUAUGGGUAAUGAAACCAGCUGGUCAUAUAGACGGACAGUGUAUUACAAAUAAACUAAUGCCCAAAAAAGAAGGACCAUGUGAAAUUAUAGAAAAACGGUCUCCAACAACAUUUAUUAUAAAACGUUUAUCGGACAAUGUUAACCUAGGUACGGUGAACGCUGAUAGAAUCGAACCAUAUUAUUACCAAGUAUUAAGCGAAGAAAAUGAAACAGACAUAGCCAACAAUAAGAACGACCAAACAAACACUACACUGGAAACAUCAACAUCGACCAAUAAUGAUCUGCCUUUGCCAGUACCAAUCAGAUCAUCAAGUCGGACUCACCGAGUUCCGAUACGAUACCGUCAAUAA
Molecule: messenger RNA, 3804 nt
Organism: Adineta ricciae
Lineage: Eukaryota; Metazoa; Rotifera; Eurotatoria; Adinetida; Adinetidae
Source: the annotation of a GenBank genome assembly